GAAUGGGACUCCGAGUGCCUUACAUCCCUGCAGCCUCUUCCUCUUCCUACACCCCCAGCAGCAAAUGAGGCACACCUGCAGACAGCAGCCAUCUCCCUGUGGACAGUGGUGGCGGCUGUGCAGGCUAUAGAGAGGAAGGUGGAGGUCCACAGCCGGCGACUGCUACACCUAGAAGGCCGGACAGGGACAGCAGAGAAGAAGCUAGCCAGCUGUGAAAAGACAGUGACCGAACUUGGGAACCAGCUGGAGGGCAAGUGGGCCGUGCUGGGGACCCUGCUGCAGGAGUAUGGGCUGCUGCAGAGGCGGCUGGAAAACUUGGAGAACCUGCUGCGCAACAGGAACUUCUGGAUCUUGCGGCUCCCUCCUGGUAUUAAAGGAGAUAUCCCAAAGGUGCCUGUGGCAUUUGAUGAUGUCUCCAUCUACUUUUCCACUCCAGAGUGGGAAAAAUUAGAAGAAUGGCAAAAGGAACUUUACAAGAAUAUCAUGAAGGGCAACUACGAGUCUCUCAUCUCCAUGGAUUAUGCCAUGAAUCAACCUGAUGUCUUAUCUCAGAUUCAGCGAGAAGGAGAACAUAAUACAGAGAACCAGGCAGCACCACAGGAAAGUGAGAUUUCUACAGAUCCCAGUGAAGAGCCUGGUAUUUCAACAUCAGAUAUUCUGUCUUGGAUUAAACAAGAGGAAGAGCCUCAAGUUGGGGUCCCACAGGAGUCCAAGGAGAGUGAUAUAUACAAAAGCACCUAUGCUGAUGAAGAGCUUGUCAUCAAAGCUGAAGGCCUUGCUAGAGCCUCAUUGUGUCCCGAGGUUCCAGUCACCUUCUCAUCUCCAACAGCAGCAGCAGCAGCAGCAGCAAAGAACACUUUUUCAGAUGUGGCUUUCAAGAGCCAGCAGUCUGCAUCCAUGACACCUUUUGGACGUCCAGCCACUGACCUGCCUGAAGCCUCUGAGGGACAAGUGACUCUUACUCAAUUGGGUAGCUACCCACUUCCACCUCCAGUUGGGGAGCAAGUGUUCUCAUGCCACCACUGUGGCAAGAGUCUCAGCCAAGACGUGUUGCUUACCCACCAAUGUAGCCACACAGGUGAACACCCCAUACCCUGUACCCAGUGUCCUAAGCACUUUCCUCCACAGGCCAACCUCAGCAGCACCUCCCAGGACCAUGCCAGUGAGACACCCCCCACCUGCCCCCACUGUGCCAGGACUUUUACUCACCCGUCAAGACUCACCUACCAUCUGCGGGUUCAUAACAGCACUGAGCGCCCUUUCCCCUGUCCUGACUGUCCCAAGCGCUUUGCCGACCAGGCUCGACUCACCAGUCACCGGCGAGCUCAUGCAAGCGAGAGGCCCUUCCGCUGUUCCCAGUGCGGCAGGAGCUUCAGCCUGAAGAUCAGCCUCCUGCUCCACCAGCGGGGGCAUGCGCAGGAGCGGCCUUUCUCCUGCCCUCAGUGUGGCAUCGACUUCAACGGCCACUCAGCCCUCAUCCGCCACCAGAUGAUCCACACAGGCGAGCGUCCUUACCCAUGCACGGACUGCAGUAAGAGCUUCAUGCGCAAGGAGCACCUGCUGAACCACCGGCGGCUGCACACGGGUGAGCGGCCCUUCAGCUGCCCACACUGUGGCAAGAGCUUCAUCCGCAAGCACCACCUCAUGAAACACCAGCGCAUCCAUACCGGGGAGCGGCCCUACCCCUGCUCUUUCUGCGGCAGAAGCUUCCGCUACAAACAGACGCUCAAGGACCACCUGCGUUCGGGCCACAGUGGAGGCUGUGGAGGUGAUAGUGACCCAUCCAGACAGCCACCUGACCCACCAGGCCCCCUCUUAACUGGGCUCGAAACUUCUGGUUUAGGUGUUAACACUGAAGGUCUAGAGAACAACCAGUGGUAUGGGGAAGGGAGUGGAGGGGGAGUUUUGUAAAUCUCUGGCCUCAUAUCUAUCUGUACCUACAGCAGGGCAGAACAUCCAAGAGAGCCCACGAGCCCCUCUGCCCCCCAGUAAUUACUGUGUGGCACGUCAAUUCGGGGUCCUAUGCACUUGACCAAAGACAUGCUUGUGUUUCAGAACUUAAUGACAUUACAAGAAUACCACAUUUUGAAACCCAGAAAGAACUGGAAAGGAGCCCAGCAUCCCCAUCUUUUCGAUGGUACUACAAAAGCACAGGUUAUAUAUUGCAGAGAGGUUGGAAAGCAAGAUUUGACCUUCAGUUAUCCUGUUAUCACAGGAUAAUGGAUUGUUUAUAGAUUGUGUCUCUAGGUAGAGACGGGUACAUGGGAAGAGUCUCCAAAGCUUGAAGCCCAUCAUGAGGCAUGAGAAUGUUUAACUAAAGCCUUUCAUUAAUUCUUUGAUAGGUAAGAUGGUUGUUGAAAGUGCUUACGCCACUGUUUACGUUACUGCCGCCUCUUUCGAAUCCGGCUAAGGUCUGUUCACAUGCUUAUGUAGCUGCCUUUCCCUGAAACAUGAUAACUUAAGACUGCCUUCCUUGGUUUCCUAGAUUGAUUCUUCUAAUACAUUUUGUUUAAUAUUGGGUGAAUAAGAAAUCUG
This is a messenger RNA of Galeopterus variegatus (Sunda flying lemur), 2535 nucleotides long. It is a transcript of the gene ZNF398, whose product is annotated as zinc finger protein 398. The record is from RefSeq and is a predicted model, not a curated record. Lineage: Eukaryota; Metazoa; Chordata; Mammalia; Dermoptera; Cynocephalidae. The transcript has 5 exons. The coding region runs from base 484 to 1911 and encodes 475 amino acids.